Pangasianodon hypophthalmus (striped catfish) is the source of this 7772-nucleotide messenger RNA. It is a transcript of the gene pcdh1b, whose product is annotated as protocadherin 1b. The record is from RefSeq and is a predicted model, not a curated record. NCBI's taxonomy places the organism in Eukaryota, Metazoa, Chordata, Actinopteri, Siluriformes, Pangasiidae. The transcript has 5 exons. Gene Ontology annotation, biological process: homophilic cell-cell adhesion. Gene Ontology annotation, molecular function: calcium ion binding. Bases 269 to 3886 code for a protein of 1205 amino acids. Gene Ontology annotation, cellular component: plasma membrane.
GGUGUGUGUGUGCCUGUGUGUGUGUGCAGAUAAAGCUCACACACUACAUGACCUUUUACCCGGAGGUGUGUCUGACACAGAGCUCCUGAUCGAGCUGCAGGUUGCCGUCUGAGGAACAGAGUGUGUUUUUCACAAAGACGCUAAUUUUCCUUCGAUAACGUUCCACUUUCACAUCAAACAUUUCCACGGUUUCUUUCCUGGAUCUAAACCUUCGAGUUCCUUCUGCAAAAAUCAUCUUUGUUCAUUUACUGCUGAAGCUAGAAAGCUAAUGAUCAGAUUAACGAUGCCCCGCAGCGUGAUGGACUCAGUGAUGUCGUCUUGGGCGUCCCUCUUCCUCGUCCUCCUGUUCUUCUUCGUCGCUCCCUCCCUCAGCUCCAUCAUGUAUCACCUGCGGGAGGAGCAGCCGCCCAACACGCUCGUCGGCAGUUUAGCAUCAGAUCAGGGACUUCCUGAUUCCGGUCACCUGUACAAACUGGAGGUGGGCGCCCCCUACCUGCGGGUGGACGGGAAGACGGGCGAUAUUUUCACCACAGAGGUUCCCAUCGACCGCGAGACGCUAAAAGACUGUCGCAACCUGUUCGAGGGCGACCCGUGCUUCCUGGAGUUUGAGGUUUCCAUCACAGAUCUGAUGAAAGGUUCUGGCCCGCGGCUCAUCGAAGGCCGGAUCGAGAUUCAAGAUGAGAACGAUAACACGCCACAGUUCUCAUCACCCAUCUUGUCCAUAUCCAUUCCUGAAAACACCCUUGUGGGGGCGCUGUUCGCCAUCCCCGUAGCCACCGAUAAGGACACGGGCAGUAACGGAAUCGCAGAUUACUCGCUAACGACGGGCUCCGACGCAGUGUCUCUGUUCAGCCUGCAGGUGGCGGAAAAUGCGGAUGAGAAAGUGCCGCAGCUGAUCGUGAUGGGGAAUCUGGACCGUGAACAGCGCGACUCGUACGAUCUCAACAUUAAAGUGGUGGACGGUGGGAAUCCUCCACGCUACAGCAGCGCCCUCCUGAGGAUCACCAUCACCGACACCAACGAUAACGUGCCCAAAUUCGAGCGCUCGCACUACGAAGGGGAGCUUGCUGAAAACAGUCCUGUGGGUCACUCGGUCCUGCAGGUGAAGGCCAACGAUGCUGAUGUGGGAGAUAACGGUGUGGUCACGUACAUUCUCUAUCAGGCACCGACCAUCGUGCAGCACCUCCUCAGCAUCGACAGAAACACCGGCAUCAUCUACGUCAAAGGUCCAGUGGACCGUGAAGAAGUGAAUCUGCUCAAAUUCUACGUCCAGGCCAAAGACAACGGCCCGCAGGCCAAGAGCUCCAAAGCCCUGGUGACCAUCACAGUGAAGGACAAGAAUGACAACGCACCUUCCAUCAGGAUCCGCGGAUUUGCCCUGGUGGCUCAUGAGGAUGGGAUUGCUAACAUUUCUGAGGACAUGCCUGUGGGAACUCCCGUGGCUCUGGUGGAAGUGACAGAUCGGGACGAGGGUGAAAAUGCAGUGGUGACUUGUGUGGUGGCGGGAGAUGUACCUUUCCAGCUUCGUUCAGCAUCAGACACAAGUCGGAGGAAGUAUUUCCUGCAGACAACAACACCACUGGAUUACGAACGGGUCAAGGAAUACAGGAUUGAGAUUGUAGCUGUUGAUUCAGGGAACCCGGCUCUUUCCAGCACCAACUCUCUAAAGGUCCAAGUAACAGAUGUGAAUGAUAACGCUCCGGUUUUCUCCCCGUCAAUGUAUGAGGUGGACUUUCCAGAGGAGAAUCAGCCAGGCGAUAAGGUUUUGGAUGUAGUAGCCACCGAUGCAGACAGCGGCACCAAUGCCGAGCUCACGUACAAUAUUAUCUUAGACUCAGCCAUCAAGGGCCUCUUUGAGAUCAACCGUAACACAGGAGAGGUCAGAGUGAUGGACCAGUUAGACCGUGAAUACAGAGAACGCUAUGAGUUUCAUGUUGAGGCAUCUGAUAAGGGGGUUCCCAGCAUGAGGGGAACUGCAACAGUUGUGGUUAAUGUGCUCGACCGCAAUGACAACGAUCCCAAGUUCAUGCUAAAUGGCUACAGUUUCUCUGUCCUGGAAAACAUGCCUCCACUCAGUCCUGUGGGAAUGGUGACUGUCAUGGAUGUUGACAAAGGUGAAAAUGCUCAGGUUCACUUAUCAGUGGAACCAGACAACGGAAAGUUUGUGAUUCAGAACGGCACAGGGACUAUCCUCUCGAGAAUUUCCUUUGAUCGGGAAAAGGAAAGCACAUACACGUUCCGUCUAAAAGCUGUUGAUGGAGGUGAUCCUCCUCGCUCCUCUUAUGUGGGAAUUACAAUAAACGUCCUAGAUGAAAAUGAUAAUGCACCUUAUAUCACCAAACCUUCCAACUCCUCGUACAAGUUUCUUCCACCACUGACGAGCCCAGAUACGCGUGUGGAAAAAGUGGAAGCAGAGGACAUUGAUACGGGAUUGAAUGCGGAGUUAGACUACACCAUCAUGGGUGGAAACCCUCAUGGACUUUUCCGCAUUUCUCCAACAGAUGGUGAGAUUACGCUUGUCAAAGAAUUCACCCGGAAGCAUAAUGGUCUCCACCGUCUGGUCGUAAAAGUCAGUGACAAGGGAAAACCUGCCAAGCACACGACAGCGCUGGUCCACAUCUUUGUAAAUGAGACAAUCGGAAACGUCACAUUGGUGGAAUCACUGGUCGGCCACAGUCUCUACACACCUCUAGAAAGGGACAUCGCUGGAGACCCAGAAUACGCGCGCGUCCAGCAGAGCAACAUUGUGUAUGGAAGCCUUGCAGGGAUUGCCGGGGUCAUCCUGGUCAUUGUGGUGGUGGUUGUUAUCCGGCACCGUCUGCAGAAGGAAGCCAAGAGUGGAUACCAAGCAGGAAAGAAAGAGUCCAAAGAUCUCUACACACCCAAGCAAGGAACCAAAAGCAGCAAGGGCAAAAAGGGUAAGAAGGGCAAGUCUCCAAAACCAGCAAAGUCCUUGGAGGAGGAUGAGGAGGCAAGUCUUCAGAAAGGCUUAAAAUUCAACCUGAUGAGUGACAAUGAUAGUCCCAGGAUUCAUCUGCCCCUCAAUUACCCUCCCGGAAGCCCCGAUUUGGGGAGACACUACCGGUCAAACUCCCCUUUGCCCUCCAUUCAGCUGCAGCCACAAUCCCCUUCAGCUUCCAAAAAGCACCAGGCUGUUCAGGAUCUUCCGGCUGCAAACACCUUCGUAGGGACUGGAGACAGCAACUCGACCGGUUCUGAUCAGUAUUCGGAUUACAGCUACAAGACCAACCCUCAGAAAUACAGCACCAAACAGCUGCCGCACCGCCGUGUGACCUUCUCAACAGCCAAUCAGGCACAGGAUCUGCAGGACUCCUCCCAGCACAGUUACUACGACAGCGGAUUGGAUGAAUCAGAAACACCGAGCAGUAAAAGUUCUUCAGGGCCGAGGAUCGGACCGCUGGCGCUGCCCGAGGAUCACUACGAGAGGACGACUCCAGACGGCAGCAUCGGAGAGAUCGAACACCCCGAGAACGAUCUGAGGUCGCUUCCCGACGUGGCGAUGACAGGGAACUGUACUCGUGAGUGCAGUGAAUUCGGACACUCAGAUUCCUGCUGGAUGCCGUCACCAAAUCGCAGCAACAAAAUCUCCAAGAGUGCAUCGAAACUCUCCACCUUCGUGCCUUACCAGGAGCGGGAGCCUCAGGAGACACUGAUGGCCAACGGAAGCCCCAAGCCCAUGGGGGAGGAACUCGGUGGCGGGGCCACCAACAAAAUGCCCAGCAUCCGCUUCAUGGCCCCUUACACUAGUGCCUACUCCGCAGCUGGCGAGGGGGCGAAGGAGUGCAGCAUGGAGGAAAUCCCGCUGAGUCAAACGGCAGCGACCACACCCUCCAGCCAGGGGUCCAAGAGAGAGAUCUACCUGUGAAGAGUGAAGAGAGAGUGAGCGAGGGGUCAUUUAGGGGUCAUCAGGGUCAUCACCAUCAACCCAAGUCCACACAGGAUUUGCAGCAAGACCAAAACACUGGAACUGAUCAAUCAGAAACUAGUCAGCUAAUGAGAUCAGCCAGGUUUAAAGUCAUUGGGGUCCUGAAGGUCCUCAUUAGGAUCGUUAAGGUCAUUAGGUCUUUAGAAUCCCUUCCCUCCACCUGAGUGCACAUGAGAUUUAGACCAGGACUAAAUAAAAAGCUGAAUGUGGUGAGUCAGGUCUGGAGAAUUUUAGGGAUUCUAACAUUGGAAUUUGGACAAAGGGAGCUGUAAUAAAUUCUAUUAGUCCUGACCCCACCCCUUACCCAAACCCCGCCCCAAGCAACUAAACAAUCCCUCACCCUGACCUUAACCUUGACCUGAACACAGCUGGAGCAUUGACCCACCAGAGCUCCAGAUGUGCUUUUUACCCACAAUCCUCUCCAGGUGUCAGAGGAAACACUACCACCACCAUGCUUCUCCUGUUCUCUCACUUCUUUUCCUUCUUGAAUCCAUUUUGUACUGAAGCAGCUUCGUUAGUCGACUUUGGGAAUAUCGAAUGAAGGAUCCAUUUUACAUGAUUUUAACUCUGAUUCAGAAUGUAAACAUUUUUAAUCCAAUUUUUGUGAUAAUGUAAUGUAUGCUGUAUAGGAACGGAUAAACAUGAGUUUAGGUUAAAUUACUGAAGUGUAAGUGCACAGAGUGUCCCCUUAAUCAGCUACAGCUAGGGCACUCCGUCUAUCUGCUUAAUCCAAUUCGCUGAAGGACACACACUGAACACACACACACACACACACUGCGUUUCUUACAAAUGAAAAGAAAAACUCUGAGAUGGAGAGAAACGCUCCCUCCUGGUGUACAGUUCUGUAAAUACGAUCUGAACAUGUGUGUAUGGGUGUGUGUGUGUGUGAAGUUUGGAGAACGAUGGAUCUUUACCAGAAACGAUGGAUUUGGGACAAAACCAAAUGCCUGGGGUUCACAGCGAAUGGAAAGCAGCAGGUCAGUGUAAUGCGAUUAGUCAGGACUGAAACGUUGCCACGUCGUCCUGCAGGCUCCUGCGUCGGGGUCACCAUGGAGACCAGGUGGCUCCCAAACACACUUUCCACCACAAACUGUCUCUCUGUGUAAAAAUACAGAGCCGGCGAGUGUGAGGAUGAAAGAGCUGUCUGACAACGUGUGUUACAUUCAUGUGUCUGUGUGCAUAUGUGUGUGUGUGUGUGUGUGUGUGUGUGUGUGUGUGUGUGUGUGAGAGAGAGAGAUCAAAUGAUUAAGAGACUUCCUGUGCUGUGAUUGGUGGAUUAAACCCGGUGUGACACUCCCUAAAUGGAGGAAUGAUGUGUACAGUUUAGGACGGUGAAGUGUGUUCAUCGUGAGUCCUAGCAGGAAUAAACCACAUUUAUGGGUGUUUACACACACACACACACACACACACACAGACACACUUUUUACAUUAAAAUAUAAAAACGUGUCCCAAGCCACACACACACACACACACACUUAUUCACUAUUCACUAAUCACACCACAUAAACACUAACUAUCCACACUCCUCAUACACUUGAGUGUGUGUGAGAUGUAAACGCUUCCUGACAGCAAUACACUUCCCUGCUCUUGCUGGGAUGCCUGCAAUUUUCAUCCCCAGGGAGAAACACACACACACACUCAUGGGGUAUGUCAAUCAGUUGGUCUGUGAGUGUAUGUGUUUGUGUGCGUAAAAAAAUCAGUUGUCUUAAAAGUGAAGCUGUUGUCGGUUUUGUCAAGAUUGUUUUGUUUUGCAUCAGUCUGAGUGAAUAUGUGUGUGUGUGUGUGUGUGUGUGUGUUGGUCUUACACCAGCACUGACCAUAUUAAAAUUCCCUAUUAAAGGAUAGCAUACAUGCUUUAACCCUUAGAACCCGAUGAGAGCGUGCACACACAAACACACACACACACAUACACACAUCAGAAUGAGGGUUUAUUACAUGGUGACACAGUGAGUAAGGACAGAAGUGUUUACACUCAGAGUGUGUAUCGUGUUUUACUUCCUGGUUCGGCUUCAUCUCAUAUCUCUGUGUCCAAAAACUCACUCCAUGUUUAGUGCAGAUGUGAAAUGUAGAACACACACUCCCUCUGUGCUCCAUGCUGUUGCGUUAAUUUGAAUAUUCAUGAGACAUUAACAUAAAACUGGAAUCUGUGAAUGUUUAAUUAAAACUGAUGUGAUUAUCACAUUGGGUUCUAAAGGUUCUCUGUAGUUCUCAUAUUAUUUUAUGUGAUUAAAUCCCUCAUCACACUCCGAGUGAAUUAAAGCUGAAGCAGGAAGAAGAUGUGAAGGUGUUUGAUGAUAUGAUGAUGUUUAUUUGAUUUAAUUUGAUAUGAUAGUGUGUAUAAUAAUCAUGUGUUUGUGUGUCCUGCUGUUCCACUCUGCACUGUUUUACAUCUUUAUAUUUUUAUUAUUUACACUUUUUAUUAUUUUGACCACUUAUUAUUUUGAAUCCUGAAGCUCGGAUAAGUUUGAAUCUUACUGAGAUUACAUCAUAAUCAUAAAGCUGUAAACAAGCUUUCCUGUUUUUACCAGAAAUUAUUUUUUUGUUGUUUUUAUUACAGUGUCCUCAGUUUGUUAAACAGUUUAUUAAACAUACACUGUCCUGUAUCUCCCACCUCACACACUACAGACACAACUAACAGGGUAAACACACACACGCUCACACACACACACACACUCACACACACACACACACACACACACAUUUCAUUAUAACAACACUGCACAAAACUUCUUUUACUGUCUCACUGUCUCACUCCUGUAUCACUAUCUCACAGCUGUCUCACUCUCACUGUGUCUCACUGCUGUCUCAUUCAGUGUCUUACUUCUCUCUUAUUGUCUCACUGUCUCACACUGCCUCACUGUGUCUCACUGCUGUCUCACUCUCACUGCUGUCUCACUCUCACUGCUGUCUCACUGCUGUCUCACUGUAUCUCACUGUCUCACACUGCCUCACUGUGUCUCACUGCUGUCUCACCCUCACUGCUGUCUCACUGCUGUCUCACUGCUGUCUCACUGUAUCUCACUGUCUCACACUGCCUCACUGUGUCUCACUGCUGUCUCACCCUCACUGCUGUCUCACUGCUGUCUCACUGCUGUCUCACUGUAUCUCACUGUCUCACACUGCCUCACUGUGUCUCACUGCUGUCUCACCCUCACUGCUGUCUCACUGCUGUCUCACUGCUGUCUCACUGUAUCUCACUGUCUCACACUGCCUCACUGUGUCUCACUGCUGUCUCACUCUCACUGCUGUCUCACUCUCACUGCUGUCUCACUGUGUCUCACUGCUUUCUUCAGUUUGGUAGUGUUUUGUUCCAGUAUGACAUCACACACACACACACACACACACACACACACACACACACAGCUUUUGUACGAGUGUGAGAGUGAGGCGGAGACAUGCCCACUCCGUGUGAAGGGGCGGAGCCUGAGCGUGUUGUAUUUAUAUCCUGCUUUGUGAUGCCUUGUUUUUCUUUGUACAGUUUUAUGUACAUGCUGAUGUGGCUUGUUUUCUAUCGGCUGAGAGCCGCAGUGUGUCGCGUUUUUAGAGUGCAUAGUUGAGGAGUAAAUGUCUAAAAUGUGAUUAUUACACAGAUUAUUAUAGUCUCCCUUUUCCUCCUGAAGUUUGUGUUUAAAGAAUAAAGAUCAGUGGCUUUUUAUUUGCUGUUUUUUUGUUGUUCUUUAUCAGAACCGCAUGUUCUACAACAUAAACAAAGACAACGUGAAGAAAAAAAAAAUGUGGUCUUUUAUUUUUUGCUGAGCAAAUCACAGAAAUAUGAUCUUGUAAUUACUCCUUAUAGCUUUACAAUAAAACAUUAUAAACAAAGAAA